Messenger RNA from Oncorhynchus nerka (sockeye salmon), 2637 nucleotides. Its product is annotated as DEP domain-containing mTOR-interacting protein-like. NCBI's taxonomy places the organism in Eukaryota, Metazoa, Chordata, Actinopteri, Salmoniformes, Salmonidae. Bases 1016 to 1471 code for a protein of 151 amino acids. The record is from RefSeq and is a predicted model, not a curated record. Gene Ontology annotation, biological process: negative regulation of protein kinase activity; negative regulation of TORC1 signaling; negative regulation of TORC2 signaling. Gene Ontology annotation, molecular function: protein binding. The transcript is spliced from 5 exons.
UUGCACUUUUAGCACCAAGGUACGUUCAUCUCUAGGAGACAGAGAUAUUUGUGGAGUGAUUGAAAAACAAGUUUUAAUGACUCCAAUCUAAGUGUAUGUAAACUUCUGACUUCAACUGUAAUUGGGUAAAUACAUUGAAUAUUAUAUUUGUAGAGGCAAAUACCUCAUGCUGUCAACAGCUAGGAAUGUUCUUGAUUUAUCUCACAGAAGGCCAUUAUCAUCAGUUUGUUUGUCGAUAUGUCAUUGUGGAUGUGGUCAUUGUUGAUAUGGAUGUUGUUGAACCUUCCCACUGACCAUGUCUCUCAUCCAUGUACCAUGACAGAGAAUGUGUGUGUGUGUGCGUUUGUGUCACGCCCCGUGAGUUGGGGUGGGCAUUCUAUGUUUUUGUUCUAGGUUUUGUAUUUCUGUGUUUGGCCUGGUAUGGUUCCCAAUCAGAGGCAGCUGUCGAUCGUUGUCUCUGAUUGAGAACCAUACUUAGGUAGCCUGUUUUCCCACUAUGAUUUGGGGCUAGUUAUUUUCUGGUUAGUGUUUGUUGCACCUGUCAGAACUGUUUGUGUAUCGGUUUUGUUUGUGUGUUCAUUCUUGAUUAAAAGGUAUUAUGGAUGCGUACCAUGCUGCACUUUGAACCUCCUCUCCUUCCACCAACGAAAAUCGUUACAGUUUGUGUGCGUGUGUGUGUAAUAGAGAAUGUCCUGUCCUUCCACUCCACCUUGCCUGACCACAGUGACCAGUGGAAAACUCCACUGUUUCUUUCCCUACCUCCAUUAGAGCAUUAGUGAUCCCAAGAUGCCUUUCUCAGCUCUUAUCGCCUACCCUGGGAUAGCCUGGCAACAAGUCAUCCCUCAACCCCUCCCACUCCCUCCCGGCCAGCCUAGACUGUUUACUCUCUCUGGGGGUUAACAUUUAACAUUUAUACCGGAGCACCACAGCUGACUACAUCAUCAGAGAUUGUGGACAGCAACCUUCCCAAGUUACUUGGCACUUUGGCUGGCAAACCUUUGAAGUGAAUUGUACGAUGGGACCUCGGACAGCUGUCAAUCCAUCUAAGGAAAGAAAGAUGGUGUCCGGGGGGCAAGAUAACAGUUUUAGUAGUGGCAACAGCGGGUAUUGUAACAGAGGUCCCAUGCUUAGCCCUACCUCACCUGUGCUGUCAAACCCCAAAUCAGUGCUAAAGAGACAUGUAAGUCCAGAGGAGCUUCGGAGACCAGGAGGUUCAUACAUAAAGAGGACGUUUACAAUUGUGGGUGAUGCGGUGGGCUGGGGCUUCGUGGUCAGGGGGAGUAGACCAUGUCAUAUCCAGGCAGUGGACCCCAGUGGCCCUGCAGCAGCAGUAGGAGUGAAAGUGUGCCAGUUUGUGGUCUCUGUCAAUGGUCUGGACGUCCUGUCUCUGGACUACAAGACGGUCAGCAACCUCAUCCUCACUGGAUCGCGGACCGUGGUCAUGGAGGUUAUGGAGGAGUCUGAUUGCUGAGGAUGAGGUUGUAUUGUAUUCGGUUACAGUCAACUUAAGGCCUCAGUAACCCAUUGGCUCUUGGUGGUCGAAAGCUUAAGAGUAAGAAUGUGGACUGUAUUGGCCGAAAUAAAUCCAUAGAUACCUUAUGACCUUGAUAUGGAGCCAAAUGGACUUAGCUACAUGAUGGACUUGAGACGCGGGGUCACAGCAACAGAAAACGGACGAGCCCCACUGUGAAGCCGUGUGUGCAUACAUCAUCAGUCUGAGACUCUGGCCAGUGUUCUGUGGUUAACAUGGAUACUGCUAGUGUUUUUUUUGCUCUCCCACAGCAGUUUAGACUUUUGACCUGUGCGCCUGCUGUUUGCUUUUCCACCCACUCCCUCGUUUGCUCCAAUGGAGGGUUCCUUCCUAGAAAGACAAGUACUUAGGGUGUUGUUGAUUAAGUGAGGUGGCACAUAUUGUCAACAACACCGCACUUUGUGACGUGGCAGAGGUGUUUUUGAGAGCAGUAGAAUUUAUUUUGAUGAUUUAGCUUUGCAUUUAGCUUGGAAUAUGUUUGGCAUUGAAUGCUAAAGUUUGGUAGCGGGAGUAACUUAAACCUUGUAUUCAUAUUGGACUGAAAAUAGCACAAUACUGUCAAACUGCAGAUCACAUACUUUCUGGCAGCAUAAAAAGGCUUGGAUGUCAUCUUGGUUUCUGAUUCCACUGCAAUAUUUUUUGGAAACCCACAAUACUGAUAAAAGUUCAAAUAAUCAAACAGUAGUAGCCUAUCAACAUGUUAAUCCUUUUUUAAUGUUUUUAUUUUGAAACAACAAAUCCGUGUGUUAUGUUAAUGCACAUAGAUAGGUUAUAGCAGUGAUAUUGUGCAUUUUGUCAAAUAUGUCAAGGGUAAUGCAUGAUCACAUAGUCUAACACAAGGUAUAAAGGACCCAAAGCACUAAAGGAGUUGUACUUUCAUAUAGCCAUAUAGCCCGACCCUAUACAUUUGUUAUGGUCAACUGAUCUUUAAAGGGUAUUAGUGCAGACCAGGCCAGCAAAGAGUAUCUGAAUUUGUGUUGGCGUCUGAUCAGUGUGAAAAUAUUUCAAUUAGCCAAUGAAUUAAUAAAAAUAAAGUAAUUUAAUGGAAAAUGUUAGCAAAUGUGUAUUUGAAUAAAUGUUUAUGAUAUUAAAGCAAUAACAUGAUU